Molecule: messenger RNA, 1182 nt
Organism: Lodderomyces pseudojiufengensis
Lineage: Eukaryota; Fungi; Ascomycota; Pichiomycetes; Serinales; Debaryomycetaceae
Exons: 1
Coding region: 1-1182 (393 amino acids)
Source: RefSeq, a predicted model, not a curated record
AUGUCAUCAUCAACAAACUCAUUACCUAUUCGUAAGUCUAAAAGAAUUAGAAACUUAACACCUAAAGCAAUAACUAACAAUUUAAAUUUUUUAGUUUCCUCAAAUAAUCUAGAAAUUAUAGAACAACAACAACCACUAAAAAGAGCCAGUGAAGAUAAUACUAGUAAUAAUUCACAACUAAAAAAGAGAAAAACAUCAAGCACAAUUGAAGAAGAAGAAAAACUACAAGAUAAAGAUAAAAUAGAUCCAGUUGAAAAAUUAUUAUCUUUAACAAAUAUAAAUAAUGAUUUUAUAUUAGAUUUAGAUAUAAAUGAAUCAAAUACCUCAAUCAAUAACCAUUCAUCAUCAAUAUCAUCAGACUCAAUUUCUUCAGUAAUGUCAAACACAUCCUCAUCAAAAAGAUCAUCAUCAAUACAAUCAUUAAAGAAUUGCGCAUACAGUUACGAAGAUUCAGAAGCUUCAGAUGAAGAAUAUGAAGACGAAGAACCGAUUGAAAUUGAAUCUGUAAAUUUUACUCAAAUUUUAAAUGAUAAUAUUCGAAAUUACUAUAAACAAAAAUCUCAAAAUCAAUAUAAAGAUUCUUUUACUUUAUUAAAUAAUAAAAAUAAUAUAUAUUCAGAUAAUUUUAACGUUAUUACAAAAGAUUCAUUAAAUCAAAAUACCACUAACACGACAAACAAUAAAUCAUCAGUUCCAUUUUUUAAAAAUGUAAAUUUUGGUAGAUCAAAAGAAUAUUCAAUUGAGGAUUUUGUAACUUAUGGAGAUGAAGAAGAACAAGAAAAAGAAAUAGAACCAACUACAACCGCUACUACUACCAAUAAAAAUAUUUAUUUCGAAUCAGAAGAAGAUGAGGAUCCAAUAUCAACUACAGUAUCACCAAUAUCAUCACCAACUACUUCAAAUUCAAAUCUUUCUAUCUCAACUCCACCCACAUUAACUACAACUACUUCUACACCAGAUUCAAUUUAUCAAAUUCCAUUAUCUUCAAAUUUAUAUAUUCCAAAAAUUAAUAAUAAUUGGCUUAAAAGUCAAAAUUCAUCAAUCAAUAAUAACACAUCUCAAUUACAAUCAUUAAAUGAAUCAUAUUUUGAUUUAUCAAAUGUUUUAAAAAAGCAUAGUUUAAUCACUGCAAGUGAAAUGGUAUCAACUGGUAAUUUUAUGAUUAAUGAUUUUUAUUUAUAA